AGGCCUGGGGAUGAUAGAAAGACUAUCCUCUAGGAGUGGGCAUUAGGUCCUCAAGACAGAUAACCCUUCUCAACUUCAAAAGGGCUAUUUUGUGCCUAGUCCAGGAACACUAGUAGCUAUUAGAAGGAAAUGGACUCUCUGCUUGAGGACAGAGUACCGGAGUGCUUUGAGAAGCCUACCUCCUGGCUCCAGUACACAGUUUCACUAGCAGAAAGAGAUUUGUGUGGGCAACCUUCCUCCGUGCCUUACAAAAGGGUUGCUUAAGCCGAUAUGAGUCACAUCGGAAGCUUUUACCAUAUUUGUCACGCUGUAACUGCUUUGAUGAUGAAUUUUGCCUCAAAUGCCACAAUUUUGGCAUUGGAGGAUUUUUGAGAUUGUAGGACCAUUUGGUCUUGGCAGAAGCUUCUUCCUCCCCAGCGGCAGAGCUUGACCUAUAUAAGUACUGCAGGCCUAGCAGCAUUUCCUGGGCGGCUGGCUGCUCUGGCCACACCAGAAAGGGCUGUUCAGGCUGCACAAUUUCGCAACGCAGGGGCAACCGGAGGGCUCCCCGGUAGCCUGAUGUUCUAUUCCCCUGAAGCUCCACCACGUCCGGAUUAUCCCUAGCCACAUAAGGCGCCGUCAAUUCCAUCGCGAGUGAAGAGUGCCCGUUUCCUAGACGUCAGUUACUCUGCUCACAAGCAAACCCAGAGCAAGGGUAAGAUAUAGGGGUCCAGCACCGGAAACGGAAAGGUCCACAAGCCUGUGCCCCUCUAGGAAGAGGCUGCGAACCUUCUCGGUAGGUUUAACCCCUCAUUCACCUGGUCGAGCGAGAGCUUUCCAUCAGUAGCCGCUGUCAGGAACGUCGGCCUGGCUCGGGGUUCCAGGAGUCCAUCAGCCCGGACUUCGGGGCCCCGACUAUCAAAGCAGGGCUAAAGGAAGAAGGGCGGUCGCUGCCAAGGACAUACCGGGAGAAGAGUUAACAAAGUCAUUCAGAGCGGCACAGCACAAAGACUCCAUGGUCGGACGUCUGGGUUCUCCAAAGCACACUUCGAGGCCCUAGGAAGAAAGUUUCCCUUCCAUCUUAAAAGAGGCGUGUUAAGCUUGGUGCUGACUACAUAUCCCAGCAUACACCUCACGCGCCUCUUAGACUCGCACAACAUAACUACCAUUCCCACGAGCCUUCUGCGGCUGUGCAAGAACCAGAGUUCCGGAAAAGAGAACUACGGUUUCCGACUCGCAUGAUAACUGCGGCGGCGCUAUUUAAGAAGCGUCAGCAAGGAGUAGUCUGACCACGCCCCUCUCUUCCAGUUCCGCUGUCUCAGAUAAGCGGCGAGAAGCGGGGCGGAGCCCUAGGCCCGAGCCAAGAUGGCGGCUGCGAAACCAACCCUUACGGACUCGCUCUCGUUUUGCCUCUCGCAGCUCACGGCGGCAGCAGGGGAGGGUCAGGGUGGGGAAAAGGACCCAGCUAGCAACGAGACACCCCUGGGCCGCGCGCUCUUAGCUCUCCGCACGCGCCACAUCAAGGCAGCGGGGGGAAUCGAACGCUUCCGGGCACGCGGCGGGCUCCGCCCCCUUCUCGCGCUGCUACGGCGAGCGGCUGCAGCGGACCCCGCCCCGUCCGAGGCAGGUCCUGGCUCCGCCCCCUCGUCGGUUGCGUCAGCUGCUUCUGGUCCCGCCCCUUCCUCUGACUCCACCCACUCUGUUGGGUCGACGCCUUCGCCGCCAGUGCGCCUGCGCAAGACGCUGGACUUGGCGCUCAGCAUCCUAGCCAACUGCUGUACGGAAGGGGCGUGCCGGGCUGAAGUGCGCAGACUCGGAGGCAUUCUCCCUUUGGUAACCAUUCUUCAGUGUGUGAAGACAGAUAGCAUCCAGAACCGAACAGCCCGUGCUCUGGGGAACUUAGCCAUGGAACCUGAGAGCUGUGGGGAUAUCCACUCUGCUGGUGCUGUUCCUUUGCUCGUUGAGAGCCUGACAGCUUGCCAGGACUCACAGUGCCUGCAGAGUGUGGUGCGUGCCCUUCGCAACCUGGCAGACUCACCACAGCACCGCCUGGCCCUGGCACAGCAGGGAGCAGUACGCCCACUGGCUGAGCUCCUGGCUGCUGCCCCAGACCCUGCGCUAACCUCAGCCCUAGUCCGUGCCCUCCUGGAACUCAGCCGAGGCUGUUCCCGAGCCUGUGCUGAGCAGCUAAGUCUGGGUGGGGGACUGGGCCCACUUGUCAGCCUGACUUCUCACCCAAAACGGGCAGUACGUGAAGCAACCAUCCUGAUCCUUGCCAACCUGUGUGCCCAGGGCCUAGUACGGCCUGCACUAGGCAAUGCUGGUGGUGUGGAGGUGUUACUAGGUGAGCUCCGGCGGCGUCGAAGCACCAAUGGAGCCAGCUCGGCUUCCCAGCAACCGUUGGUGCGGGCUGUGUGCCUUCUGUGCCGGGAGGCUAUCAACCGUGCCCGGCUUCGGGAUGCUGGUGGUUUAGAGCUGCUCAUGGGCCUACUGAGGGACCCUCGUGCCAGUGCCUGGCAUCCACGUGUUGUAGCUGCUCUUGUGGGCUUUCUUUAUGAUACUGGGGCCCUGGGCCGGCUACAGGCUCUGGGACUUGUACCUCUCCUGGCUGGGCAGCUGUGUGGAGAGGCUGGUGAUGAGGAAGAGGAGGGAACAGAAGCGGCUUCUUGGGACUUCCCUGAGGAACGGACUCCUGAGCGGCCUGAGGCUGGAAGCUUCCGAAGCCUCAGGUCAUGGCUGAUCUCUGAGGGCUAUGCUGCAGGCCCUGGAGACAUUUCUCCAGACUGGUCUCCUGAGCGUUGUCCAUUGCCAGAGCCAGCAGAGCCAGUCAGUCCCACCCCUGGCCAGACCUCGCUGCAGACACCACGUACACUACGCAUGCAGGGUCGUAGCCCUGCUGCUUCUGCCCCAGAGGAGCCUUGGGGACGUGAGGGGCCGGCACUACUGCUGUUGUCACGCUUCUCCCAAGCUCCUGACCCAAGUGGUGCACUUGUGACUGGUCCGGCACUGUGUGGCUUGCUGGCCUAUGUGACAGGUGCACCAGGCCCACCAAGCCCACGUGCACUACGCAUCCUGGCACGUCUCACCUGCAACCCUGCCUGUCUUGAGGCCUUCGUGCGCAGCUACGGUGCAGCGCUGCUGCGAGCUUGGCUAGUGCUCGGUGUUGCACCAGACGAUUGGCCUGCACCACGUGCCCGGCCUGCACUCCAAAGCCAGCACCGGGAACUGGGUGAGAUGCUGCUUCAGAACCUGACCGUACAGGCUGAAUCGCCCUUUGGAGUCGGUGCCCUCACUCACCUGCUGCUCUCUGGGAGCUCUGAGGAACGUGUAGCCUGUGCACUGACCCUGCCCUUCAUCUGUCGGAAGCCCUCUCUGUGGCGCCGGCUACUUCUGGACCAGGGUGGCCUCCGUCUCCUCCUCACAGCACUUACUCGGCCAGCUCCACAUCCACUCUUCCUCUUCUUUGCUGCGGACUCCCUUUCCUGUCUCCAAGGCCUGGUGUCUCCCACUGCGAGCCCAGCCUUUCCACCUGCAAUCCCCUUGGAUCUAGAGCCACCCUCCCCUUGCCUCUAUGAACCUAUGCUGGGCCCAGCCCCGGUCCCAGCUCCUGACCUGCACUUCCUCCUGGACUCAGGCCUACAGCUCCCUGCUCAGAGAGCUGCCUCAGCUAUGGCCUCCCCUUUCUUCCGGGCCCUGCUGUCUGGCAGUUUUGCCGAAGCCCAAAUGAACCUGGUGCCACUGCGAGGGCUGUCACCCAGCGCAGCCUGGCCUAUCCUGCAUCACUUGCAUGGUUGCCGGGGCUGUGGGGCUGCCCUGGGACCUGUGCCCCCACCAGGCCAACCCUUGCUGGGCUCAGAGGCAGAGGAAGCCCUGGAGGCUGCUGGCAGAUUCUUGCUGCCUGGGCUGGAGGAGGAGCUGGAAGAGGCUGUGGGCCGCAUCCAUCUGGGUCCUCAGGGUGGCCCACAGUCAGUGGGAGAGGUAUUCCGCCUGGGCCGGCCCCGAUUGGCUGCCCACUGUGCACGCUGGACACUGGGGCCAGGGCAGUGCCCAAGGAAGCGGGCCCUGGCCCUUGUGGGGCUUGUGGAGGCAGCAGGUGAGGAAGCAGGGCUCUUGACUGAGGCUUUACUAGCUGUGGUGAUGGGGAUUGAGUCAAAUGGCUAGGGACCCAGCCUAGACUGUUGAUGUCUCUUGGGAGAGGACCUAAAGAUGGAUUGGCUGUGCAGGAGGCCUCCCUCAGAGUGUAACGAGAGAAGCCCGAGCAGAGUUAUCAUCGAGGACUGAAGAGAGGAUGGACCUGGACCUCAGUAUGGUCUGAAGACCCAGGAGUGAGAAGUCAAGGCCAGGGUCUGGGCCUGGGGCCCAGAGGAAGGAGAAGAGCCCAGGGACCCGGGCAUCUGACUUGGCCCAGCACUAUGGGGUUGAGAUUAAAACUUGGCAAUUGAAUAUUA
Messenger RNA from Ictidomys tridecemlineatus (thirteen-lined ground squirrel), 4427 nucleotides. RefSeq names its product armadillo repeat containing 5 (gene Armc5). Gene Ontology annotation, biological process: anatomical structure morphogenesis. Gene Ontology annotation, molecular function: protein binding. Gene Ontology annotation, cellular component: cytosol. Lineage: Eukaryota; Metazoa; Chordata; Mammalia; Rodentia; Sciuridae. The record is from RefSeq and is a predicted model, not a curated record.